AUGUCAAGUGAUUCUAACCCCCAGAAGAAAUCCCGGGAAGACUCCUCACCAUUUCCUUGGCUCAACAGAAUUCCAGGCUAUCAUUACUACGAUACCCCUGAUGGCGAGGAUUGUCUGCAGAAAGUUAUUUAUAUGAAUAAAGUAGGUGCUCUCUUGGGCGGUUUUUACAGCACCUUAGAUGUUUUAACCUUGUCAAAACCAGUUGGAGUUGGAAACAUUGCCUUAAGGUACGCCACUCUUACCUUACCCGUUAUGGCAGUAGGUUCAACCUUUGCUGCGGUUACAUGCCUGUCAACUAGUUUUCGAGACAAGGAUGACAUUUGGAACUAUUUCUAUGGAGGAUUGGCUGCAGGUAGUGUCGCUGGAGCUGCUGCUAGGAACGGCGUGGUAGGAACUGUCUGUGCAUUUUCCUUUGGAGUUCUUGGAAUGGUAAAGAAAUACUCAGUGCAAGAAGGGUUUGAUCUUUUCCCUCCGGUUGUCGAUAAGGACCGAACUUCUCACCUGGGUCCAUGGUCAAUCCACUGGGACUUCACAUUGGCGCGAGAUGAUCAGCCCAAAGGAUGGAAAUCAGCAGAUAAAUAA
Molecule: messenger RNA, 582 nt
Organism: Macrosteles quadrilineatus (aster leafhopper)
Lineage: Eukaryota; Metazoa; Arthropoda; Insecta; Hemiptera; Cicadellidae
Product: NADH dehydrogenase [ubiquinone] 1 alpha subcomplex subunit 11-like
Exons: 1
Coding region: 1-582 (193 amino acids)
Biological process (GO): mitochondrial respiratory chain complex I assembly
Source: RefSeq, a predicted model, not a curated record